AUGUCAAGAAAUAACCAUCAACAUGAAGAAAGUGAACGAAAUCCAACAACGAGAUUACCAUCACCAAUACGCCGAGCUGUGUCUAAUUAUGUGAAAUGUGGAUUGACAGAGACUCAAAUUAGAAAAUCAAUAGUUAUUAAUUAUUCACAAACUUCAAUUAAUGAAGCUAAAUUACAUAAUGUAAUUAUAUAUGAACGAAGGAAAGAUAGACCCAAAAUAUUUUCGGCUUAUGAUCUACGAAACUGGUGCUAUGAACAUAAAAAGGGUAAGGACUUGCAUUCUACUUUUGUUCCUUUCUAUAAUAUUGAUGAUAUUAAUAAUUUGUUCGUUUUUUUUACAACAAAACAAUUAUUUCAACAAAUUCGAUUAACAACAUUUGUACAAGUUGAUGCAACUUAUAAAUUAACAUGGAAUAAUUUAUCCCUACUUGUCUUUGGCUCUACCGAUGCUAAUCGUCAUUUUAAAGCAUUUGGUAUGGCAUUAAUUUGCAGUGAUGAAAAUUCUGAAUGCUUUGCUCACUUAUUUAAUUCAAUUAAUGCAUUAGCACUUCAAGAAUUUAAUGAACCUUGUGUCAUCAAUCAAAUAAUGGCAGAUAGUGCACCAGUUCCUUCUUCUCAAAGCGUUAUGUCAACAUCAAUUUGGUUAGGUAUUCAUAAGUCGAGCCAAUGGACAUCAUUUGAUCAUUUUGUUGCAUGGAAAUCAUCGUGUUGGUUGGUGUCAUCACUUGGUUCUUGAAAUUUUGCUAUUGUUGCAGCAGAAAAAAAAGAUAAAUCUUAUUUGAAAAUAAUUGGACUGAUUUGGAUUCUAAUUGAAUGUAAUCUUGUUGCUGGAAAUAUCUUUGGAUUUGCCUCAUUAUUCAGUGAAUUACCAAAAUAUAAAAUUUAUCAAUCGAAAUGUGGAAACGUAUCUGAACGAAUUGUAUUAAAUAAUACAAAGACACAAGAAAAAGCAUGUGUCGGGCAAAUACAGAACUAUGAAUUUGAUUUUGCUCUGGGUAUUGCAUUUUAUAAUUUACCAGCUAUCAUAGUUGGUAUGAUUAAUGAUUAUUUUGGACCUCGAUGUCUAAAAUUAAUUGCAAUUAUUUUUCAUCUGAUCAGUUGGUUAUCACUUGGAUUCGUAGAACCUAAACGUGAUUGGCUUCUUCUAUUCCAUACGAUAUUUUUAUCUUUAGCUGGAAUUUGUACUUUACUUUCAUCAUUUUCUAUAUCGGCUAAUUUUAGUCAACAUCGUGGUCUUGUUACAGCAUUGAUAUCAGGUGCGCAACUUACUGGUUCAAUUUGUGCUAUGCUAUUUCUUGAUUGGCGUUUCACUUGUAUGAAUUUAACCUUGAAAUCAAAGUCAACAAAAAUAGAAGUUAAAACAAUUACUACACAUGAUACUUUAAUUCAAUAUUUAAAAAAUCCAUUAUUUAUUGUUGUAACACUUUUUCUCAGUUGUCUAUUGCUUACAAUAUCAUAUCUUCCAGUUGUUUGGUUUAAAUGGCUUAUGCAUGUAACUGGAAAUAAUACACAAUUAACCAAUCAUUAUACACGCUGGUACAAUAUGAUUGCUAUUUUGGGAAUUCUCGUUGCACCAAUAUGUGGUUUUAUUAUUGAUUUUAAAUCUGAUCUUGGUUAUAAACAAAAAAUGUUUAAUAUUUCAAUUUUACAAACAUUAACUUGGAUUGGUUCUGUAGCUCUUUGUAUUGUUUGUAUGUUUCAAUCGAUUUAUGCAGCUAUAAUAGCUUUGAUUAUUUUAAUUUUUUCACGUACAAUGCUUGUGGCUGGAAGUCAAGCAUUAAUUGCUACUGUUUUUCCACCUCAAUUUAUUGGAUCACUUCUUGGAAUUAUGUGGACAACAGCAGGAAUCAUUAGUUUUGCUACAUAUGCUUUAAUACUUCUAGCAACUGAUCCGAGACAUAUUUGGCGAGGUUGGGCAAUUAUUUUAUUUCUUUGUAUUAUUAUGAGUGGACAUUUAAUUCAAGUUUGGAUUUUAUAUGCAUCUAGUCAAUCAUCAUGGUCAAUACGAAUACCAUUCUUUGAUAAUUCUCAUGAUAUUAUUCAUAUUCCACUUCAAUCAUCAUUAUCAAGAGAAAAAAUUUAUACACUUUCUUGUCGUAAUUGUUUUACUUUUUAUACAAUGACUGGAGGACGUCGAAUGAUUGUUGAACCAUGUGGAGGACAUAAUUGUAUUUCAAUAAUAAAUAAUACUGAUUUAGAAGAUUAUAAUGAACCAACAGAAGAUUAUGAUUUAAAUAAAUGUGGUGUAGCUCAAAAUGAUCGUUUAUUAAAAAAAAGAGCAUUACAAUUAAAAAUAAGUACAAGUGUUAAAAAUACUUUACGUCCAGCUGAAUAUCCAUGGCUUGUUCGUAUAGAAAGUCGUUCAAGUACUUAUUCACAUACAGUUACACUUUGUGGUGGUACACUUAUUCAUCCGCAAUGGAUAAUAACUGCUGCUCAUUGUAUGUUUGAUACUAAAACAAAUCGUCUAUAUCCAGCUGAGGGUAUUAAUCUUUUUAUGGGACAUUAUGAUCGAUUACGUACAAGUCAAACUGAAUAUAUACAACAACCAGUUUUAUAUUUAAUUCAUCCAAAAUUUCGUAUUAGUCGAAUAUCACCAGCACCUAUUCAUGAUCUAGCAUUAAUUAAAUUAGCUAGAUCCGUACCAUUAUCACGUUCAAUUAAUAUAGCUUGUUUACCAGAAUCUACAGAUAAAUUAAAUGAUGGUACAUUAGCAUUUACAGCUGGUUGGGGACAUUCAUCACCUGAUUCAACAGUUGUUAAUCUACCACGAAAAGCAAGAAUUCGAAUAUCACCACGUUCAUGUCGUAAUUUAAUGGUUGAUAAAAAAUUACAUAUAUGUGGAAGAAAUGAACGUGGAAAUAAUAUUUGUAGUGGAGAUUCAGGUACUGGUUUAAUGGUCAAUGCUGGUAUUAAAUCAACUAAUAAUAAGACCAUAUGGAAAUGGCAUCUAUUUGGUGUCGCAAGUUUUGGUCUUGAUGAAUGUUCACAAAAUGUUAAUCAUGAUAAUGCAUUUGCAUCAAUUUCAGUCGAUAUUGAUUGGAUACAUGACGUAAUGAAAAAAUAUUAA
Rotaria sp. Silwood1 is the source of this 3069-nucleotide messenger RNA. NCBI's taxonomy places the organism in Eukaryota, Metazoa, Rotifera, Eurotatoria, Philodinida, Philodinidae. The record is from the annotation of a GenBank genome assembly.